AUGGCGGACAGACGUAAUUGGAGUAUCCAAGAAGAGGAUGUACUGAUUAGCAUUCUACAAGAGAUUGUAGCAGCCGGUGGUAGGAGUGAUAAUGGGUGUUUUCGGACCGACACAUAUGAGCAAAUCAUUUUAAAGAUGAGUGAAAAGAUUCUUGGCCUUAAUAUAACAUCAAAACACAUCCAAAACAAAAUGAAGCGGCUCAAGGAUAAGUAUUCAGCAACUUAUGACAUACUGAAUACAAGUGGUUUCAGUUGGAAUGAUGCACAUCAAUGCGUAACGGUGGAUGCUCAAGUUUUAGAAGAAUACAUAAAGAAACAUCCAAGCAAAAAUUAUAUUGCCAACAAGCCGUUUCCUCAAUAUGAGCGAUUGAAGACAAUAUUUGGAAAAGAUUGA
Molecule: messenger RNA, 393 nt
Organism: Cynara cardunculus var. scolymus (artichoke)
Lineage: Eukaryota; Viridiplantae; Streptophyta; Magnoliopsida; Asterales; Asteraceae
Exons: 2
Coding region: 1-393 (130 amino acids)
Source: RefSeq, a predicted model, not a curated record